CCAUGGUGCGUAUGAACGUUCUUAGUGAUGCCUUGAAGGCAAUCAACAAUGCUGAAAAACGUGGAAAGCGACAGGUGUUGUUGCGACCUUGUUCUAAGGUGAUUGUCAAAUUCUUGACUGUCAUGAUGAAGCAUGGUAAGUGAUAUAUUACAUAUAUACUUAUAUAAUUAUAUAUAAAUCUUACCGGAAGAUUAAAUAAAUGUGGCGUCAUUUCACCUAGAUUUGAUGUACCUAUCAAUGACAUCGAGAAGUGGACCAACAAUCUCUUACCUUCGCGACAGUUUGGAUAUGUUGUAUUGACAACUAGCGGAGGAAUUAUGGAUCAUGAGGAGGCGAGGAGAAAACAUCUUGGAGGAAAAAUAUUGGGAUUUUUCUUCUAAUUUUUUAGUUAAGUAAAUAAAGAUGUAAACAAAAAA
This is a messenger RNA of Atta colombica, 416 nucleotides long. Its product is annotated as 40S ribosomal protein S15Aa-like. The transcript is spliced from 3 exons. Gene Ontology annotation, cellular component: ribosome; cytosolic small ribosomal subunit. Gene Ontology annotation, biological process: translation. Gene Ontology annotation, molecular function: structural constituent of ribosome. The record is from RefSeq and is a predicted model, not a curated record. Lineage: Eukaryota; Metazoa; Arthropoda; Insecta; Hymenoptera; Formicidae.